AUGAUUUCAAAAUCAAAGGUGCUGGUUUUCCUGCUGUUUUUCACUGGUAUUGGUGUGUAUUUCAAAACGGGCUACCAAUUGACUCAUUAUGCUGUGGACCAAAAGCUGUGUGCUUGCAUAAAAUGUUUAUCAGAGGAUAAGCAGUUGCUUCUGGAUCGAUCGAAUAGAAGUGUUCAACCAUUUUUGACUGCAAACUUAAACCUCUCACAGAAUGAAUUCAACUGGUGGAAGGAUUUGCAGGCUGAAAGCCGUAGCUUCAGAGUUUAUGAAACAACAGUGGCCAACUUGUUUCAGAUCUUCCCAAAGAAUCCAGAUGUUAUACAACCCAAAUAUGACCACUGCAGGACUUGUGCUGUGGUGGGUAAUUCUGGUAAUUUAAGGAGAUCGCAUUAUGGACCGCUGAUAGAUUUACAUGAAGUUGUCAUAAGAAUGAACACUGGUAUUACCAGAGGCUUUGAAAAAGACGUUGGAAACAAGACAACUCAUCAUGUCAUGUAUCCAGAGAGUGCUGUGGAUUUGGAUGACAACACCCAUUUUGUACUGUUUCCCUUUAAGAUACAGGACUUUGAGUGGCUCAUUAAUGCCUCUACAACAGGGUUUACUGGAAGGUCAUAUAUGCCAGUGAAAUCAAAGAUCAAAACUAACAAGGAUUUGGUCAUGGUGGUAAAUCCAGCUUUUAUGAAAUAUGUACAUGAGGUUUGGCUUGGAAAUAAGGGACGUUAUCCAUCCACUGGCUUUAUGGCUUUGAUUCUUGCACUUCACAUUUGUGAUGAGGUUAAUGUGUUUGGUUAUGGCGCUGACAGUGAUGGAAACUGGAGUCACUACUGGGAAAUACUCACAAACAAAAGGUUAAGAACUGGAGUACAUCCUGGAAAUUAUGAGUAUAACAUCAUCCAGCAACUAGCUCAGCAACAAAAAAUUAAGUUCUAUGAAGGCCUAAUGAAAAAAAUGUGAUUGAAUGCCAUACACUCAGUAAGGAAAGAACUGAAAGCCAAAUGGAUGUGUAUCUACAACUAUAGUAAUUUCCUAACCCUCCUAACUGAAACUGAUAUUGGGAAUCUUUAGGAAGGACUAGUAAUCAUGAAAGGGGUUACGUUAAAGAAGUCUUUGGAUAUGUGACAUUUUGGUAGUUUCCCCCCUAAACCAUAGCUUAAAUUAACCAUGUAAAAAAUUUACCCAGGGGUUAUACUCUUUAGUAGUUUCUAACAUCUAUGGUUCUUAAGAAAUGAAGUAUUUUCUUACGAGUUGGCAGAAUUACAAGAAGACAGACAACAGCAUUAUUAUUCUUAGUUAAAGUAAGCUGGUUGCAUGAAAAGGAAAAUGGUGCAGUAAAGUAACUUAUAACAUAGAGGGUGUUUAAUUCAGUCAGCAAAUAUUUAGAUUUGUAGAAUUUUACAGGGUUGAUCUCCUUAAACUUGUGUUAUUGUUAUUAUGCAAGUGGAGAGCCGUCAUACUCUCAGAGUAGGAAGGACUCAAACACACAAACACAAACAGAGGC
Maylandia zebra (zebra mbuna) is the source of this 1498-nucleotide messenger RNA. The record is from RefSeq and is a predicted model, not a curated record. Lineage: Eukaryota; Metazoa; Chordata; Actinopteri; Cichliformes; Cichlidae.